AUGCCGCCGACAUCGCUCUUGCGGACGCUACGGCUCAGCCCACAGCUCACCCGACCAGCUGUCCCCGCAUUCCGGCGGUACGCCUCGCACGGGCACGGACCGCGCUACAACGAGCCCUCUGGCUUGGUCUUUGGCGAGAAGCCGCCACCGCCGGGACAGAAGCGCAAGAGGGAGGAUUGGGAGAUCAUGUGGUAUGUCGGGAUGUACGGCUCGAUGGCGCUGGCAGCGGUGCUGCUGUACUACAAGCCCGACAACAGCAUGCAGACGUGGGCAUACAACGAGGCAAAGGCGCGGAUGGAGGCGCGGGGCGAGAAGACGAGUUACCCGUGA
Molecule: messenger RNA, 330 nt
Organism: Fibroporia radiculosa
Lineage: Eukaryota; Fungi; Basidiomycota; Agaricomycetes; Polyporales; Fibroporiaceae
Exons: 3
Coding region: 1-330 (109 amino acids)
Source: RefSeq, a predicted model, not a curated record